Knipowitschia caucasica is the source of this 1896-nucleotide messenger RNA. The record is from the annotation of a GenBank genome assembly. Lineage: Eukaryota; Metazoa; Chordata; Actinopteri; Gobiiformes; Gobiidae.
AUGGGAGCGAGCCAGAGGAGGAUGGGAGCGAGCCCGAGGAGGAUGGGAGCGAGCCAGAGGAGGAUGGGAGCGAGCCAGAGGAGGAUGGGAGCGAGCCCGAGGAGGAUGGGAGCGAGCCCGAGGAGGAUGGGAGCGAGCACUUGGAGGAUGGGAGCGAGCCCGAGGAGGAUGGGAGCGAGCCAGAGGAGGAUGGGAGCGAGCCCGAGGAGGAUGGGAGCGAGCCCGAGGAGGAUGGGAGCGAGCCCGAGGAGGAUGGGAGCGAGCCCUAGGAGGAUGGGAGCGAGCCUGAGGAGGAUGGGAGCGAGCCUGAGGAGGAUGGGAGCGAGCCCGAGGCUGAUAAACAGAAAAAAUGUAACGCCGCUCGUCUCUGCUCUUCUCUCCCGUAGCCACUGCAUUAGCCAGAUCCUGGAGAGUGUCAAUCAUAUCCACCAGCAUGAUAUCGUGCACCGAGACCUCAAGCCUGAGAACCUGCUGCUGGCCAGUAAGAUGAAGGGGGCGGCGGUGAAGCUGGCAGACUUCGGCCUCGCCAUCGAAGUGCAGGGCGACCAGCAGGCAUGGUUCGGUUUUGCCGGGACACCUGGGUACCUCUCUCCAGAAGUUUUGCGGAAAGACCCUUAUGGAAAACCAGUGGACAUUUGGGCUUGCGGCGUCAUCCUGUACAUCCUGUUAGUUGGGUACCCUCCGUUCUGGGACGAGGAUCAGCACAAACUGUAUCAGCAGAUCAAGGCCGGAGCGUACGACUUCCCGUCACCAGAAUGGGACACGGUGACUCCCGAGGCCAAGAACCUGAUCAACCAGAUGCUGACCAUAAACCCGGCCAAGAGAAUCACAGCGGAGCAGGCUCUGAAGCACCCAUGGGUCUGCCACCGGUCCACAGUGGCGUCCAUGAUGCACAGACAGGAGACCGUGGAGUGUCUCCGCAAGUUCAACGCUCGCCGAAAACUCAAGGGAGCCAUCCUCACCACCAUGCUUGUGUCCAGAAACUUCUCAGUGGGCCGGCAGCAUACCAACUCUGCUGCUGCCGCCUCCUCCACCGCCUCACUGGCUCAAGAAGCAUGCAAAAGUUUACUCAACAAGAAGUCCGACUCUGCAAAGCCUUCUACCAACAACACUAAGAACAGUAUAGUGAGCGCCAUCAAUGCCCUGAAAGACACCACCGCCAACGCCCAGAUGACUAACCAUUGCUCUUCAUCCCAGGAAUCGCAGAGCACAGUGGUGCACAACCCUCCCGAUGGAGUCAAGGGCUCGACAGAAAGCAAUGCCACCAACGACGAGGAGGAAAUGAAAGCGGACAGCUCGGCUCAGAGCAGUGCCACUGAGGAGAUGCCCCCACUACUGCCCUCACCUCAGAGCUCACCUGCCAUGCCACCGCAUGACGUAAAGCGCAUGGCAUGGAACAGCGUGGGCAACAGCUCGUGCCCCGAGUCGGAGCCUGCGCAGUCGCCCGGCUCCGCGGCUACGCUAGCUCCCGCUAAGUGCGACAAUAAGCCGACUCGCAAACAGGAAAUCAUCAAGAUAACGGAACAGCUGAUCGAGGCCAUCAACAACGGAGACUUCGAGGCUUACACGAGGAUUUGUGAUCCCGGACUCACCUCCUUCGAACCCGAGGCUCUGGGGAACCUGGUGGAGGGCAUGGACUUCCACAAGUUUUACUUUGAGAACUUGCUGAGUAAGAACAGUAAGCCGGUGCACACCACGCUGCUGAACCCCCACGUGCACCUGAUCGGAGAGGACGCCGCCUGCAUCGCUUACAUCCGCCUCACGCAGUUCGUGGACUCGACCGGGCGCCCGCGCUCCAGCCAAUCAGAGGAGACGCGCGUGUGGCACCGCCGCGAGGGCAAGUGGCUCAACGUGCACUUCCACUGCUCAGGAGCGCCCGCCGCACCACUACAGUGA